UAUUGAAAAUUCACAAAUAAAACCGAACACUUUUUAAAUUUCUCUUUCGAUCACACAACUUAUCGGAAAUACCUCGAUACCAAAUUCAGAUCGACAAUCGCAGCGAAACGCGUGCAGCGGCCACACACUUUUUUUUAAUACAAAAAAGGAGAGCCAUGCCAUGUUUGAGUGAUAAGUGUAAAUAGCUGGCAAUUGUGGUUAGCAAAAGUGAAUGGCCAAGAACCCUUUGGCGCAGUGCAGGGUGGCCAAAACCGGAAACCAUUUGCCCAGCUGCUGUGGAAAACUAUUAAACCUCGGACAUUUGCUGUGACCUGACGCAGAAGAAGAAGACACGAAGAACAACAACAACAACAUCAGCAGCAGGCCAAAUUGUUGCGUAUUGUUUUUUUGUUUUUUCAGUAGGUCUUGGGAGCGAAUUUCGUGAAAAUAGUGUGUUUCAAACAUACGCAUAACUUAUGUCUGAUAAAAGUGCAAAGGAAUCAUGUAUCAGUAAGAGUGCGAGCUGCAGCAGCAGGCGCAAGAGAAGAAAGUGAGCGAGAAACGCAACCAAUAGUAUAUAUUCCAUCACCAGGCAGGCAACGUGCUUUGUUGAACGAUGUCCCAUGGCGAGGAUGUGUUAGACAACUGGGAGGAAAUCGACGAGGCGGGGCUCUCCAUGACUCUGCAAACAAAGCUGCAGGCGAGUGACCCACCAGUCCACAAGAUGAAGCUGCUCCAACGGCCGCAGAGCCUUCUGGAGUCCUCACAAAUCAACAGCAGCGGCGGCGGGGUCGGGAAUCCCCUGCCCCGGCAGAUCACAAUUGCCCGAAAACCCCAAUCAUCGCCAGCAGAGGUUGAUCCGCCUGCCCAGCAGCCGGUCAUGAUGGUGUUGCACAAGUCCUCCAACGAGUACGACUCGGCCAGCUAUGCCACGCCCACCAGCAACCAGACCGUCAAGAUCCUGCGACGGCCCGCUCAGGCCGAGGAGCGGCGGGACACGAACGGAAUGCGACCCAAGCAGCCCAUCAAGACGCUGAAGCAGCGCGAACAGGAGUAUGCCGAGGCUAGACUGCGCAUUCUGGGAGCAGCCAAAAACCCCGAGGAUGAUAAACCGGCUGCUCCCAGCUCACCAGCUGUAAACAGCAGUAGUGCGGCUGCGCCGCCUGCGGCCCCUCCUGCCACUCCCCCUGCUGCCAGCAGCAACAACAACGUCAUUAACAACAAUGGUAGCCAUUCAGCAGUGGGAAUGCAUCGCUCUAGUUCGGCUCCGAAAAUGUCCCAGGUGUCGCCAAUGUAUAAUAACUACAACAGCUACUACCAGGGGCCGCACAAUCAGCCAGGUCUGAACUAUUACUAUCCGCAUAACCCGCAACAGCAGCAACAACAGCAGCCGUCGCCCUCGAUGCAGCCGCAUUUCAACCAAAGGCUGCCCCCGUAUGGAGGCGGAGGAUCGGGACUCGGAGGAGUUGGGAUGCCGGCUCAGGCGCCGCCUCAGUCGUCGCCCAAUCCCCAGAGCUGGUCCCCUGUUGUGGGCGGAUCGGUAUCCGCUGCGCUUCUGCGCCAGCAGUCGCUGCAAUCGCCGCAGCAGCAACAGCAGAAUCAGCAGCAACUCGGCCAGCAUCCGCAUCCCUUCAACGACCUCGUCCUGCGUUUGCCCAAGGGUCCUUGUCCGAAUGGCUCCAUUGGCUUUCAAAUGCGCAGGUAACAGACUGCAGCGAUGGAGAGCGGCCUGUCUAUUUCAACAACUUCUUAUUUUCGUCUUGGUACAUUGAUUCAAAUGCAUGUUUCUUAUAUAUAAAAGAAAAUCAACCGAAAGCAACAACCCACGAGUUAUUCUGAGAUUCUUUGUCGCCAAACAUUCGGUGUGACGCAUAUUCAUUGCUAUACCCACUGGCUAGACCCAAGCAUCAACAACUAUGUAAAACAAAUUUUAUGACGGACUAUGGUAGAUAUUUUGUAAAUUUACAACUCACACCACACAAUUUUGUAUAAUGCAUACUAAUAAAACGAAACAGUAAUUUUAAAAGA
Messenger RNA from Drosophila rhopaloa, 2007 nucleotides. RefSeq names its product RNA polymerase II degradation factor 1. NCBI's taxonomy places the organism in Eukaryota, Metazoa, Arthropoda, Insecta, Diptera, Drosophilidae. Bases 596 to 1684 code for a protein of 362 amino acids. The transcript has 3 exons. The record is from RefSeq and is a predicted model, not a curated record.